AUGGGUGCGCUUCGCAAGGCCUCCCUAUCCAGGCCGGAGGGCGAGGUGGGAAAGUCAUGGCCCGGCAUCGCCAUCGGCUUCUUUGUCGCCUUUGGCGGCGUCUUGUUUGGCUAUGACACGGGCACCAUCAGCGGCAUCCUUGCCAUGCCUUACUGGCAAAGCACCUUCAGCACGGGCUACGUCAACCCCCAAGGCCACCUGGACAUCACCACCAGCCAGGAGUCGGGCAUCGUCUCCAUCCUCUCGGCCGGCACCUUCUUCGGCGCCCUGCUCUCGCCCUUUCUCGGCGACCACGUCGGCCGCCGCCCGGCCCUGCUCAUCUCCACCUGGGUCUUCAACCUCGGUGUCGCCCUCCAGACGGCCGCCACCUCGAUCCCGCUCUUCCUGGCCGGGCGCUUCUUUGCCGGCUUGGGCGUCGGUCUCAUCUCUGCUCUGAUCCCCCUCUACCAGUCCGAGACAGCCCCCAAAUGGAUCCGCGGCGCCAUCGUCGGCGCCUACCAACUCGCCAUCACAAUCGGCCUCCUCGUCGCCGCCGUCGUCAACAACGCCACUGGGUCCCGCUCCGACACGGGCAGCUACCGCAUCCCCGUCGCCGUCCAGUUCGCCUGGUCGCUGAUCCUCUUCGCCGGCAUGCUCGUCCUCCCCGAGACGCCGCGCUUCCUCGUCCGCUCCGGCCGCGACGACGGCGCCGCCCGCGCCCUCGGCACCAUCCGCCGCCUGCCCGCCGACCACCCGGCCGUCCGCCGCGAGCUCGACGAGAUUCGCGCCCACCACGAGCACGAGAUGAGCCUCGGCUCCGCGUCGUAUCUCGACCUCUUCCGGCCGCCGAUCCUGAAGCGUCAGUUUACCGGCAUGGCGCUGCAGGCGCUGCAGCAGCUCACCGGCAUCAACUUCAUCUUCUAUUACGGCACAAAGUACUUUCAGAACUCGGGCGUCUCCAGCGGCUUCGUCAUCCAGAUGAUCACCUCGGCCAUCAACGUCGCCUCCACCAUCCCGGGCCUCUACGCCACCGACAAAUGGGGCCGCCGCCCUCUGCUCCUCUGGGGCGCCGUCGGCAUGUGCGUCUCGCAGUUCAUCGUCGCCAUGUGCGGCACUCUCUCGUCGGGCCAGGCCGACGACGGCGUCGUCUUCGUCACCAACCUCGCCGGCCAGAAGACCGCCGUCGCCUUCUCGUGCAUCUACAUCUUCUUCUUCGCCUCCACCUGGGGCCCCCUGGCCUGGGUCGUCACGGGCGAGAUCUUCCCCCUCAAGACGCGCGCCAAGUCGCUCAGCAUCACCACCGCCACCAACUGGCUCCUCAACUGGGCCAUUGCCUACGCCACCCCCUACCUCGUCAACUUUGGCGACGGCUUCGCCAACCUCCAGUCCAAGAUCUUCUUCGUCUGGUUCGGCGCCUGCUUCCUCUGCAUCGCCUUUGUCUACUUCUUCAUCUACGAGACAAAGGGCCUCUCCCUCGAGGAGGUCGACCAGCUCUAUACCGAGGUCCCCUCGGCUCGCAAGUCGACAAAGUGGACGCCCAACGAUAGCUGGGUCCGGCGCCAGAGCAUUGCCCAGGAGGGCCCCGACCACAAGAAACGCAAUUCCGCCGACGCCGACGCCGGCCACGACGCACACCCUCAAGGGGAAGAUAAGGAGACGGCAUAG
Molecule: messenger RNA, 1644 nt
Organism: Hirsutella rhossiliensis
Lineage: Eukaryota; Fungi; Ascomycota; Sordariomycetes; Hypocreales; Ophiocordycipitaceae
Product: sugar transporter domain-containing protein
Exons: 3
Coding region: 1-1644 (547 amino acids)
Biological process (GO): carbohydrate transport; transmembrane transport
Cellular component (GO): membrane
Molecular function (GO): carbohydrate:proton symporter activity
Source: RefSeq, a predicted model, not a curated record